AUGCUCCAGCUCCAGCUCCUGCUCCACGCCAUCUCCCUCGCACUCACCCAUGUCCCAAUCCGAACCACAGUACCCAUUCACAUACCCAUCAACAACCCAACCCCCAUCUCCACCCACAUCCAUAUCCCCAACACUACCCAUUCUCUCACCCUCAGCAACAUCCAGAGGGAAUUUUCGCGGACUAUGGACAUAAUUUGUUACCUGCUAGUUAUAGUUUUGUUCAACACCCAGGCGUAUGAAACGUUUUCUCAAUGUUUACACGGGUGCAGCUGUGUGGAAGAACGUCAUGGAAGGUCGCUUGUUUGUAUGGAGGAGAGUGCGUUUGGGGCCAUACCAGAGAACCUUUCAGAUGAUAUGACCAAAAUACGCAUAGAAAAAUCUCACUUCACAGAAAUACCCAGAGGGGCUUUCUCACAAACACCUGCCUUGGAGAACUUGUGGUUGAACUUUAAUGAUAUCACAGUGAUAAACUCAAAGGGUCUGGAGGGUUUGGGGAACUUAACCGAGCUCCGUCUGCAGGGGAACAAGCUCCGGUCAGUACCAUGGACAGCGUUCGAGGACACGCCGGCCCUAAAGAUCCUGGACCUGAAGCACAACCAGCUGGACGUCCUUCCGGAGCAUGCGUUAAAAUUUUUGCCAGGUCUGACUUACUUAGACUUAUCCUUCAAUCGGCUUACGGUCAUAUCGAAGGAAGUCUUCCAAAAUUGGCCUCUCUACCAAAAACUGCAGAGCAUGGAGGAGCAAGAUGCGACUGCUUUCGAGUCGAACGUCGUCCUGGCGCUCCACGACAACGCCUGGCUCUGCGACUGCCGCCUGAAAGGUUUCGUGGAGUUCAUCAGGUCCCUAAGCCCCCCGAUUAUACUGAUGAACUCCUACUUGACCUGCUCAGGGCCGGGCUCUAGGGCGGGCAAGUUCUUCCAUGAGGUAGAGCUGCUGGCGUGCAUGAGUCCCGUCGUCACCACCCAGUCCUCCAACAUCAGCCUGCCCCAGGGCGCGAACAUCACCCUCCGCUGCCUCGCUAAGGCCAGGCCAGACCCCGCAGUGUGGUGGACAUAUGGUCUAAAGAUAAUCAGAGGAUUUCAUGAGUCUCAGGAAAGAGUGGAUGAAGACACCAUCAGAUCCCUCUUGGUGAUCCCAUCUCUCCGUGCAGCUGACCGUGGUCUCUACACCUGCACUGCUAUCAACUUCAUUGGAAACGCCUCUGUCGGCAUCCUCCUGGACGUCCUCUCUUCUGGCGACUCCUACCCAUCACUCCCUGGCAUCCCGGCUCAUCCACCUGCUGCUGUUGAUGAAAACGUCUACAUUGACAUCCGCAUUGCCAAACAGACAGUACACGGCAUCUCCAUUGAGUGGUACGCUACCUUGGACCGUCCUGCUGAAACCUGGUUCACAAUCCACUUAGGCCUUGCCGGCACUGAUAAGAAAGAAAUGAUCUACAUCGGCCCUGGGAUUCACUCUUAUUCUGUCUCUGACCUGAUGCCUGCUACCAAAUAUGAAAUCUGUGUAACUCUUAAGAACCAGACACCACGUACUGGACAGUGCAUUGUGUUUGUGACAGGAAGUGACAUUACUGAGAUGGAACAAAGGCAGAAACUGAUUCAUAUAAUAGUGAUAGUUUUAGCCAUGGUGCUGGCUGUACCUAUAGGUAUGUAUGCCUGCACCACUGACACUAAGUUCGCCUGCCUGGAGGGUAUCAUGGAGUCCUGGAAGAACCGACAGAGAGGAAACAGCUCGCCAGGGAUAGAGCGGGAGAGGCAAGGCACCUUUGACAGCCUACAGGCUGCCAGUGAUGAGGGCCUGGUUAAUAAAGAUUCCAGUGAAGACAGGAAAGUGAGGAGGAGGUCAGAUGACAGACUGCACAAGUUCAAGGUUGACAACAACAGACCCACGGCUGAACUAUAUUAAGUUGUUAUCUUUUCCUCUGUUCUAGGCCGAGGAGUUUGUUGCACAGACGUGAAUGCUGACUGUUAUGUCAAGAGUGUAAUUCAAGGACCUGCACCACUGUAGAGAAAAGAUGCAGUUUCUUUCUGUCUGAAUGAUGACAUGUUUGUCUUGUUGUCAUGAUAAUGUCAAUGAUCACAUAUUUUAAAUUGCUGCUUCGGAUAAAGCCUUUGUGAUCGAUUUAAAUAGAGGAAUACUCACAUUUACUGCUGAUGAGUCUUUCAGUCGUACAUGCUCACUUAUCUUCUGCUUUAUUUGUAUGUAAUUCUCUAUUUGUGUUCUGACUGAUUUCAUUUUGGUGUACCUCUUUGGCUCAACCAUAAAUUCAGUUGACAUA
Larimichthys crocea (large yellow croaker) is the source of this 2278-nucleotide messenger RNA. It is a transcript of the gene lrit2, whose product is annotated as leucine-rich repeat, immunoglobulin-like and transmembrane domains 2. Lineage: Eukaryota; Metazoa; Chordata; Actinopteri; Sciaenidae. The transcript has 4 exons. Gene Ontology annotation, molecular function: protein binding. The record is from RefSeq and is a predicted model, not a curated record. The coding region runs from base 1 to 1905 and encodes 634 amino acids.